Messenger RNA from Myotis lucifugus (little brown bat), 4154 nucleotides. It is a transcript of the gene POLN, whose product is annotated as DNA polymerase nu. NCBI's taxonomy places the organism in Eukaryota, Metazoa, Chordata, Mammalia, Chiroptera, Vespertilionidae. Gene Ontology annotation, molecular function: DNA binding; DNA-directed DNA polymerase activity. Gene Ontology annotation, biological process: DNA-templated DNA replication; double-strand break repair. The annotation marks the transcript as partial. The transcript has 18 exons. The record is from RefSeq and is a predicted model, not a curated record.
CCACAAUCCAGGCAUGUGCCCUGACCAGGAAUUGAACCGUGACCGUGUUCAUAGGUCAAUGCUCAACCACUGAGCUUAGGCCAGUUCAUAAGUUUUAAAUUAUGUGCUGUUCUGAAUAGUGUGAUGAGAUUUCACGCCCACCUGCUCUCUCUAGUCUGGGACGUGAAUCAUCCUUUUUUUCAGCAUGUCUACACUGUAUGCUACCUGCCUGUUAGUCACUUAACUGUCUUGCUUAUCGGAUCAGCUGUUACAGUGCUUAUGUCCAAGUCACCCUUACUUUACUUAAUAAUAGCCUCAAAGUGCAAGCGUAGUGAUGCUGGCAAUUGUAUGGCCAAAGAGAAGCCAUACAAUUCUUCCUUUAAGUGAAAAUGUAUGUACUGUAAAGGAAAAAGUGUGUAUAGGGUUCUGUGUUUUUUUUAAUAGAGUUGUAUACUUUAUUAAUUUUUUUAGAAAUAGAAAUAUUCUGCUGUUAAAUGUUUUUAAAUUUUGUAGAACUUUGAAUCAGCAUUGUUAAAGCUGUAAGCUUAAUAUAUGGGAUAGCUAAGUCUAUAUUUGACUGUAAAGUAAAAUUCUGCCACUCUGACUGUAUUCCCUCAUCAUUUUCUACUAUAGACUUUGAGACUUAAUGUUCUUACUUAGACCACAGCAAAAGUCAAGUCUCCUUGGCCCAUUGUUCAUUUUACAGACUGGGUCCUGGGGCCUCAGAAUUUCUGCCAGACAUUUCAGCACUGCUUUAACUUCAGUGUGACUUACACAUGAAUGACUUUCAAAUGAAAUUUCAAAAUUCCUUAGAAGUGCUUGCUCAAAGGAUGCGUAAUGCUUUUUUAAAAUAAUCCUCACCCAAGGAGUGAGGAUAUUUUUUCCACUGAUUCUAGAGAGAGUGGAAGGGAGGGAGGCAGGGAGAGAGGGAGAAAUGAGGUGACAGAGACACAUCGAUUAGUUGCCUCCGACACACGCAGCUACUGGCAGUGGGGAUUAAACCUGCAACCCAGGUACAUGCCCUUGACCAGGAAUCAAACCUGAGCUCCCCCCUCUCCUUGUGCAGGCGAGGCUUUAACCACUGAGCCACACCCACCGGGACAGGUGCAUAAUGCUAUUUUAAUUAGUUUCUUUGGUGUGAAAACAAUGUUGGACUGUAAUAGGAUACAAGUAUACAGCAUUUGAACAAACAGAAGUUAAGAGUUGGUAUGAAAUAAUUUGAAGUAGCUUAUCAGUUAUUGCAUCAAAUGCUUCUUUAAUGUCUGAUUUAUACAUGGCCUCUCUUAUAUACCAUGUGAGUUUUAUAGAAAGAUACAGAUAUUACUUAAGAAUGACCUGCUCUUGAUAUCUAAAAACCUAUAAUGUGAUCUUUAUGGAAUUUUCAACCAUAACUAUCAGAAAAUGGGUUGCAGAGGUGACAGAUGAGCCCUGAUAAUUUUUGUAAUGGGUUGAACAAAACUGUUUGGCCAAUUAUUGUAUUUGUACAUUAUUUAAAAUUUAUGAAGUAAAUCUUAAUAUGCUUGAAAAACAUUUUCCCCCGAUUCUACCUUGGACUAGAUAAUGAAAAAUUUUCUUUUCUCCAGCAAUAUGGAAAAGUAUGUCACCUGUUUCCUGGUUAUUGAAAUAAAUUCUGUUAAGAUUAGUGCCAAAUAUGUUAGAUGACCAACCAGCUAUUUGGUGAUUUGUUCUGUGGCUUCCAGACCUUCAUGUUCUCAGCCCAAGGGGCCCAGUAUAGCUGAGCAGAGGGAGUGAAAGGAUGUCAGGCGGUGUGUCAUCAUGCCAGUUAAAAAUAACUAUGUUAUUAGGUUUGUAUAUUUGAAGACUAUAAUAACUGAAACUAGGAAGUAUUAGAGUAAAUUGCUUCACAAUUGAUUAACUAGAAAAUACGUUCUUUGUUACUUAUAUAUCACUACAGGCCCAGUGCAUGAAAUUCAUGCACAGGUAGGGUCCCUGCCGGCUGCUGGCUUGGGCCUUCCUUCAUUCUGUGCCGCCCCCUGGUGGUCAGCGCACGUCAUAGCGAGUGAUCAUACUCCUGGAUUUUAUGAAAAUGGAAAAUUAUGAGGCAUUUGUAGGCUUUGAUCUCUGUCAGAUGCCACUUUCCAGUGUUGCUCAGAAGAUUAUGUCUGCUAUGCAUUCAGGUGAUUUAGUGGAGUCUAAGAAUUGGAGAGAGAGUGAAAAGACUGCAGAAGUGGUAAACAAACCCAGUGUUAAGUAUUCAGUACUACCUGAAGAUGGGAAGAAUCAAGCACUAGAAAAAAUGGAUCUUAAUUCUUUCACAAGCCAGACACCAAGUGCUUCCCUCAGACUCUCUCAGUCCUCCAGUAUCAGACUCACAGAUCAGCUGUUUACUGAGCAAAGACAGAACAUCAGCUCACAGGCUCCUUCCAGCUGUCCAACUCCACAGUGUAACCAAGCGGCUUCAGUUCUACAGGAGAAGGAACAUAAAAGAAAACACUUCCUAAAACAAUAUAUAAAUAAUGAAAAUAAAGAAAGCAUGAAUCUUAAAAGAAAACAUAUUACGUGUCAUAAUUCACCAGAGAAAACGAGUAAACAUAUGGCAUUGAAAGAAGAUGCUGAGGAGGCGGAAGCCGCCCUGAAUUCCGGGAACUCAGGGGCAUUCAGAAACCAGUUCUGUGACAUCAGGCAUUUGGAUGAUUUGGAGAAAAGCCAGCUGAUUGAAAUGCUCAGACAGGCAGUAUCCCUGGUGGUAACUCUGAUGUACAAGGAUGGUUCAACCCAGCUAAGAGCUGACCAGGCUCUAGUUUCCUCUGUGAAAGGAAUUGUGAUGUUGCUACAGAGCCACGCAGAAGGCUGCGGUCCUGCGGCUGCCUCAGCCCCUGGCCGUGUUCUGGAGGCAGGAGUCAGACCCAGCGAUCGGUGCAUCUACAUAGAAACGGUGCAGUCUGCUGUUUGCAGCCAAGAACAAGAAGCACAGAAUCAAUUUGCCAGGAACGUGCUGUUUCAGAUCCUGAAAUGUACCUGCCCUGUGAUUUGUUUCAAUGCUAAGGAUUUUGUGAGAACCGUGCUGCAGUAUUUGGGUGAUGAUGGCAGUUGGAAGCACGUUGCGGACUUUGUCGGGCUGGACCCUAGGAUUGCGGCUUGGCUCAUAGAUCCUCGUGAGGCCGCACCCUCUUUUGAGGAUUUAGUGGCGAAAUCCUUCGGAAACGCCAUCACGGUAAAAGUGAGCUGCACGUAUGGGAAUUCCUCAAGAAAUACUGUGAAUCAGAAUGUAUGUGCGAACCUGAGGGUCCUCCACAGGCUUACGAUGGACCUCUGUUCCCAGCUGAAGGCUUACGGUUUAUGGCAGCUGUUUUGUACCUUGGAGCUUCCUCUGAUACCCAUUUUGGCAGUGAUGGAAAGCCACAGCAUUCGGGUGGACAAGGAAGCCUUGGAGAGGACCUCCGCGCUCCUCGGGUCUCGUCUCAAGGAAUUGGAGCAGGAAGCCCACUUCGUGGCAGGAGAGCAGUUCCUCAUAACCAGCAGCGAUCAGCUUCGAGAGUUAACUGCUCUGCAAGCCCUCCAUCCAUUACCCAAGAUCAUUUUGGAAUACAGGCAGGUUCACAAGAUCAAGUCAACCUUUGUGGACGGGCUGCUCGCCUGCGUGAAAGAGGGCGCCAUCUCCUCCACGUGGAACCAGACGGGGACAGUGACCGGAAGGCUCUCCGCCAAGCACCCGAAUAUCCAAGGCAUCUCCAAGCACCCAGUUCAGAUUACUAAGCCUCGGAACUAUAAAGGGAAGGAAGAGGCCGCCCUCACCAUCUCCCCGAGGACCAUGCUGGUCUCCGCCAGGGGCCACACCUUCCUAGCGGCAGACUUUGCGCAGAUUGAGUUGCGCAUUCUUGCACACUUAUCUGGGGACCCAGAGCUUCUGAAGCUAUUCCAGGAACCUGAGAGCGACGACGUCUUUUCCACCCUGACUUCACAGUGGAAGGACAUCCCCGCAGAGCGUGUGACGCACACAGACAGGGAGCAGACCAAGAGGGUGGUGUACGCCGUGGUGUACGGAGCAGGUAGGCGCGCUCGCUCGUGGCUGCGUUCACCCGUGGCCCUGCCCUCGAGGAAUCCUCUCCAGCCCACGGCCGAGUUAGUGAGUCCCCCUGGUCCUCACACACACACUCCAGCCACAGCUCCCUCGGUGCUACGCCAGCCUUUCAGACGAGGGAACAGGCCCGGAA